This is a messenger RNA of Paramecium tetraurelia, 818 nucleotides long. RefSeq lists its product as uncharacterized. The record is from RefSeq and is a predicted model, not a curated record. The transcript has 5 exons. NCBI's taxonomy places the organism in Eukaryota, Ciliophora, Oligohymenophorea, Peniculida, Parameciidae.
AUGGAAAUAAUCAUUCACACUUUCGAGAGAUUCUUUGGUCCAGUCGAUUGGAAGCGUCUUAAGACUGAUGUCCUUUGUUAGUCCUUGGUAGAAGAGGGAUUCAGUCCAAAGGAAGCAAAAGAGUUAUCUUGGUUGUAUGGCCAUAGAAAUAUUGGAAGAAACUUUGGAUUUAUGUUGGGAGUGGGAGUUGCUUAUUGUUGCAAUGGUUGGAUUACCAGAUGGACCUACAACAUUCCUUACCUGAGACUCCAUCGCUCUUCAUUGUGGGUGUCCAGAGCAUUGGUAGUGUUCGGUAGUCUCCAAUUGUUUGAUUACUACUCGACUGCAAGAAGAAAGGGAGGUGAUUCAGGUUUGGGUCAUGAUUUGAUGUGGGUGAAUACCAGAUACACAGAAUCUAAAGAAAGAUUUAUUAGAAAUUUCGAAGUUUUGAACAGAAAAUUGUCAGACAUAGAGAAGGAGAUCUUGACAGCAAGACAAAUUCAGUUGAAUUCUCCAAUAAAGGAUAGAAGAUGGGUGUACAAUCCUUACAUUCAUGGUUCCGAUGAGGAGGCCUUUUGGAGCAAUGUGAGAAGAAACUUCUUGGAUAAAUUGCCUCCAUGGGAGAGAUACGAUGUUCAAUAAUAGAUCGCUGCUGAUAACAAAGAAAAGAUUGCUGAAGGUGAGUAAAUCAGAUUGAAGCCUUACAAAUUAACAGACGAUGUUGAUACUUCAGGUGUUAAAUUUGGAUUCAGAAGAAACCCAUUUGUUAACAAUUGGACUCCACUUUAGUGAGUAAUUCCAUUUAAUCACAAUAAAAAUAAUAUUUAUAAUAGAUUGUA